This is a messenger RNA of Mycena indigotica, 2850 nucleotides long. RefSeq names its product WD40 repeat-like protein. Gene Ontology annotation, molecular function: RNA binding; protein binding. Bases 16 to 2850 code for a protein of 944 amino acids. Lineage: Eukaryota; Fungi; Basidiomycota; Agaricomycetes; Agaricales; Mycenaceae. The record is from RefSeq and is a predicted model, not a curated record. Gene Ontology annotation, cellular component: nucleolus. The transcript has 6 exons. Gene Ontology annotation, biological process: positive regulation of transcription by RNA polymerase I; positive regulation of rRNA processing.
AACUUUUUUGCGCCAAUGGCGGCGACGAAUGUGCGACGCCAAAAGCCUCAGUCCCGUCCUGUGGCACCCGAAAAGCAGACAAAGUCGAAGAAGGCACAAGGGAAGGCCAAGGAACGACAUACUUCUCAACAUCUGCCCUCCGAACCCUCCCCCGAGUCUUCAUGGCACUGGACCGCUUUAACAGACUCUGUGGUCAGCAAUGCGCCACCAAUAUUCACGAACGAUGGAAGCUAUUUCUUUUCGCUUGCAGGCGAUUCUGUUCGAAUAUAUACUGCAGUAACAGGCAAGGUCGCCUCAACACUGACAAUCCCAUCCAACUUAUCUACCGGUGUCUCGGUCAAUAUCACUUGCGCCGUACUUAACCCCCACAACGCAUUCCAGCUAAUCACUGGUUCCGACCACGGUAUUUUGGCGGUCUGGGAUUUCUUGGAGGCUAGAUUGGUCCAAAUAAUCGACAUCGGCCAGCCAAUUCAUUAUAUCUGUGCCCACCAAAAUUUUAAAGACACAGUAUUCGUGUCGGCAGGUGGACUGAGCAAGGGUGCAAAAGAAGGAGGACAUGCGGUCGUCCUCAGUGUCUCUUUGAAACCUGCCAAUGCUGCCUCCCAAUCGACCACCCAAAAAUCGUCUAAUAUCACCCAUGUUGGUCGAACGCGUCAACCCACAGGGCUCGCCUUCUCUCCCAGCGGCAACUGGCUGGUAGCAACCGCCGGGCACAAGGCUUAUGUGGCUUCUACGACAGCUUUGAGAGCGGGAUUCACGAAAUAUGUUUCUCCGGAACGGUUAACGUGUUUAGCCUUCCACCCUUCUGAUGAUUAUUUCGCGACCGGCGAUGAGAAGGGCAACAUCCGAUUGUGGUACUGUCUUUCCGACCAGAUAGCCGCCAAACCAUUCGGGGUAGAGAAAAAGACGCAGACGACGUCUCUGCAUUGGCACGCUCAUGCCGUAUCGUCUAUUGCGUUUACAACCAACGGCGCAUACCUUCUUAGUGGCGGAGAAGAGUCUGUCCUGGUCAUCUGGCAGCUUCACUCUGGAAAGCGUGAAUAUGUACCCCGACUGGGGUCGCCUAUUAAAACUAUCAGCGUGGUCAAGUCUGCGACUCGUGAGGAAGAAUAUCUGCUUGGUCUCACCGAUGCCACCUUUGCCUUCAUAGGCGCAGCGUCUUUGAAACUGAGCCGAAGCUACUCACGCAUCAAACUCGACCCAUCACAUCCUGCGACUUCAUCGAGGCUCAUCCCAUUGUCUGUUCACACACCCACAUCCACCUUGAUAUUGCCUUCGUCUCACCCCUCCUCUCUCCAAAUCUACUCUCCAACAUCUGCGACACUUGUUUCAGAGUUGGAAGUCUCCCCAUCUAACCGCGUCUCUCGAAGAGACGAAAAACUAAUCGAGCCAUGCCGUGUCGAACAAGUAACUGUUUCUCCUGACGGUACUUGGAUGGCGUCAGUCGAUCGACGAGAGGGAGAUGAGGACACCCAUGCCGAAUCUUACCUCAAAAUUUGGUCAUGGGAUCGCAAAACUGGGUUCUGGAUAUUAAACACCCGUAUAGAUCGACCUCACGGACUUGAGAGAGUCAACAGCCUGACAUUCAGCCCUGUGGGAGACCAUCAGCCUCAGCUGCUGGCCACAGCAGGGGCAGAUGGUGUUGUCAAAACUUGGAGAACCCACACUGCAAGACGAACCGUGGAUGGCCAAGAAGAAUUCUGGGUGGCUCGUUCUGCAUACACCAUACACGACCAAAUUCCUUCCAAUGUAUCGUGGUCACCUGACGGCUCGUUGCUUGCUGCUACAACCAGGCACCAAAUCACACUAUUCUCCUCGGCUACGAAUCAGCUACUCCGUGUAUUGGCGUAUCCGGAAUGCAGUCAAUUCAACUCCGUGCAUUUUCUAGGGAAAGGCGGACGAUAUGCUGUGCUCAUUGGAGGUCGAGAAGUCCUGAUGUGGGAUCUCGUUAUGCUGCGAGUAAAAUGGCAUGAAAAAUACGACAAAAACAUUUUUACUGUCGUUCCGCAUCCCAGGGAAAAUAAUUUCGCGAUUGUGCUUCACCCUAUAGACUUGGGGAAAGCGUCUUCCGAAGUUGCGAUCGUUCAGGUCGAAACGCCACAACCAGUGCGGACUGUGGUCUUGCCAUUCCGUCUGACGAACGUAACAUGGUACCCACUUCUGUCUGCGUUCAGCCUCGUUGGUAUCACCCAUGACUGGCGCGUUGUUGUUGUGGGAGACAUGGCGCAGCUACCUCAGAGUAACAGCCAUGCACCGAUGGAAUUAAAGACCACCGCGAUUCCUCAACGCCGAACUCUGUUUGAAGACAUUUUUGGCAAAUCUGCGUUCUCUGAUAAUGUCACCGCCGCAUCUUCGUCCUCUCCGGCUCCCUCGUGGACAGCUGGUGCUACUCCUUUCGACCUUUUCAGCAGCGCUCCGACUUAUAUGAUGCCUUCGUUGGAGACCCUCUUCGAGCCCAUAAUGGCGAGCCAGCUCCAAGCCCGUGACUUGACACAUCUGGACUCCGCAGCGUCUGAGGCAGAUGAAGAGUCCGAGGAGAUGGACGUGGAUAACACCGCUAUACUAUCCUCCGUGCCGGAGCAUCGUCGCGUAGACCAGAAUGAACUCGACUUGCUGGUGAAUCUAUUUCAAUCAUAUUCGCUCAAAGGACAAACCUCUGCGCCUUCCGUGGGCACCGGAAAACAAAAUGGAAUUGUCAAUGGCAGUGGACUGACCAAUGGCAUUCACGUCGUUGUACCUCCUUCCAAGGUCAACGGGACCCCCUUCAAGUCGGCAGUCCCUGAACAAGUCUCAGAAACGCUUACACCACCCAUGACAGUGGGCAGAAAACGGAAAAAAUCCAUGGUAUAG